Molecule: messenger RNA, 1230 nt
Organism: Olea europaea var. sylvestris
Lineage: Eukaryota; Viridiplantae; Streptophyta; Magnoliopsida; Lamiales; Oleaceae
Product: bidirectional sugar transporter SWEET15-like
Exons: 7
Coding region: 354-1049 (231 amino acids)
Biological process (GO): carbohydrate transport
Cellular component (GO): membrane
Molecular function (GO): sugar transmembrane transporter activity
Source: RefSeq, a predicted model, not a curated record
CAUAUUCAUAAGCAAGUAAAUUAUCUGCUUCUAGAAACCAUUGAGCCUCUUCCACUUUCAUUUGUUUCUGCAUUCCAUUGUAUCUCCGGUUUUCUCUAUCAUUUAUACUCUGUUAAUCUUUCCAGAUAUAUGGAUUUCUUGGGCUGUUCUGAAUUAUUACGAAUUAAGAUCUCUUUUAUCCUUCGUGUGAGGUUUAGUAUCACAAGUAAAAAGUAAUUCUACUGCUCAAACUUGUGGUGUCUGAAAUUGGUGUUUUCACCCCAAUCUCAUCAUUCAUACAUAUUGAACACGAAGAACUGUAAUCAUCUGGCGGGUUGGAUUCUAAACUUGGUUACUGCUAUCCGUUGAUCAAGAUGAAUCAAUUAGCCUAUACAUUUGGAAUUAUAGGAAACGUUAUUUCACUGAUGGUGUACUUUGCGCCUAUGCCAACAUUCUGCCAAAUUUAUCAGAGAAAAUCUACAGAAGGAUUUCAAUCCAUUCCAUAUGUUACUAGUUUAUUUAGUUCAUUAUUUUGGAUCUAUUAUGCAGUUAUCAAGACAAACAGCACUAUGCUUAUUACGAUAAACUCCACUGGCUGUCUCAUACAAAUUACGUAUAUUUGUUUGUACAUUUUUUAUGCAACGAGAGAUACUAUGAUGCAGAUGUUGACUAUGGUUGUUUUGCCAAAUACCAUUGUCUUCAUUCUGAUUAUCGUACUGACUCAACUUCUAAUGAAAGGCGGCGAGCGCACCGAUGCUGUUGGAUGGAUUUGCAUGUUCUUUUCACUAUUAGUAUAUGUUUCACCUUUGUGCAUUGUGAGAAAAGUCAUUCGAACCAAAAGUGUCAAAUACAUGCCAUUUCUUCCAUCGCUUUCCCUCACUAUAAGUGCUGCGGUGUGGUUUCUUUACGGCAUAUUGCAAAAUGACUGCUCUAUAGUGAUUCCGAGUAUGUUUGGCUCCAUCUUUGGUAUACUUCAAUUGAUGCUGUACUUUAUGUACAAGAAUGCAAAGGAAAAUGGCGACGAGGGAAGGGAGGAAAUCAUUGCAAUUGAAGAUGAUAGAGAUGGUUAGAAUGGAUUAUCAGUUCUUAAUGUAAAAUUCAGUUUCUUAUAGAUAAAUGAUAUUUACAUUAUGAAUGUGAAGUUCCACAAAUACUUCAUUUAUAUUAAUGCACAUCUUAUUUUAACUAUGACAUUUUCCAAGCAUUCACUUUAAUUAUUUCAUUUAAUAUGUCUAAUGGUUAUAACAAUUG